UAGUAGCAAUUUGUACUCCUUCGUAGAAGUGUCGUUAUCGAACCGCACGGUGAUUGCAUUCCGGUUGUGUGUACGUGUGUGCAUCAUUCCUCCUGGGUAACAACGAUUAUCAACUUUGCCACUGAGCUUGUCGUUUGAGAAGAAAGGCAUUGUGUGUGAAAAGUCGUGGCUGUGACAAUUUCUUGAGAUUCCUGGUGGUUCUAUUGGAGCAUGUGUCACGGCCGUUUGUGCAUAUGCAGUGCAGAUAAAUGCGUUCACUAAUUAGCUAAUUAAUUUCUCCUCCUCUGGCGUUCCUUACCGGCUGACCAACCUUUUCGGGGUGUGGAAACUUAGUGUGUGAGCUGUUAUAAUUAACAGCGCGAUCAGGAAGAAUCUAGAAAAGGAGAAGUGCAAAUUUGAUAACCCUCUCGAGAGUUACUGGUGUAAAGCGGUGCGCACAGUGUUUUACCGUGCUAGUUACGGGUCUCGAUCAGAGCAGUUGCAAGAAUACUACAAUUUAACGAGAAACCCACGCUCAAGCGACUUCGCUAACUGGUCCCAUUUAAGGCGCGUGGCUAUUAGUCACAGUUUGUGUUGUUCAAUCUGUGCCGUGUUCGUAAACAGGAAUAUUUGCAUGAAUAACUUACAGCACUAAGCUGAGUUGAUUCAAUCUUGCUUGGUGUCGCCGCGAGCUUGUCGUGUUCGGUGUAGUGUAUACUAUUGUAGCGUAAAGUGUCAUAACCGCCAUAGAGCUAGGAUCGCGAGAGUCAGAAAAUCUAUGCUACCUCUGUGCAUCGCCAAUGUCUACGUAGAUGUGUGUGCGUGUGUGUGUUUCAUCCCCAGUACUUGCUGCCUCCCCAGUUGGCUCAAGAUUGAAUGAAGAAAACGGAAUUUCUUGAGUGAAAGAUUGUCAAAACAAAUCACUACCAACUCGACCUUUCGUUACCUCCCUAGUGGGAUCUAGCUAAGUCAAGAGUGAUGGUGUUUAAAAAUUAAUCCCACAGAAGUGAAAAAAGAUUUAUCCCUCCUUCUCACCGAGCUCCAAACACGUCUGAAGAUCGAAAAGAUAGCAUUUUCCUAAAGGCCUGGUUGUCAGAACGUUGUCGUUGGCAAUAACAGCAUACUUGUAAAUUGUACUAGCUCAGAAAGUGCCCGGCAAGUGAAAGUGUGUGGAGGCAUCACGGGCUGUCGGAGCUGUCUGAUUGAGGAAUUAAUUAUUAAUUGAUGUGAGGAAGAAAUUUCGCAUUUUUCGGUAACCCAGUCGGUGUGAAUUGUGUCUACAGAUUAGUAUCAACAAGUGCAAGUAAAACAGCUAAAUAAGCAGCAGUAUCGUGAAAUUGAAAGCACAUUCAAUAUCCUGGUUGGUUAUUACUGCAGCCAGCAGUUCAGUGUUCUGUGAAACGCGGCAAACGCGUUGGAUUCGGUCAUCAUUGAGCCGCCUAUGUACAUCAAGAAGGAGCGGAAAAAGGAAGGAGUAACAAUGCGUGAGAAAAAAGGAGGAGCCCUACAGAAGCUGAAAAAACGACUAUCGCACAGCUUUGGUCGAUUAUCGAUAUCACGGGAGGAGAACGAUGACAGCACCCAGCACAAUAACCACCAUCUUCCUCACCAUCAUCACCACCAUCACGGACAUGGCCACAAUCGUGGCGGUAAAGUGCCCUUCAACGGUUACACCUCCGAGGAGUAUCUGGAUCGGCUGGAGCCGAACGGCAACAUCCCGGUCGACAAAACGUACAACAAACACUGGAACCGAGUCGGUGAUCACGACCGAGUGCAUCGGCAACUGUCAGUGUCCUCCGAUAGCAAACUGCUAGACGAUGACAUUCGGGAAGAAACGCGUGUGAUAAUGCGACCUAAGAAGCCGCCCCGGCCCAAGUCCGAAGUGUUUCUGAAUAAACAUGACCCGCAUCCCAGAAGGAAACGGUUUAGUGCAUUUGGGGGUGACUCACCUUUCGGUAAAACAGAAGCAUAUAUCAAACUAGAACAACUUGGGGAAGGAUCUUAUGCGACGGUAUUUAAGGGUUAUAGCAAUUUAACAAAUCAAGUAGUAGCGUUAAAGGAAAUCAGGUUACAAGAAGAGGAAGGUGCACCAUUCACGGCGAUCCGGGAAGCGUCCUUAUUGAAAGAACUGAAACACUCGAACAUUGUGACGUUGCACGACAUUGUCCACACGCGGGAAACGUUGACGUUCGUGUUUGAAUUUGUGAAUACCGACCUCUCGCAGUACAUGGAACGGCAUCCGGGUGGCCUGGACCACCGAAACGUGCGGUUGUUUCUUUUUCAGCUUCUGCGCGGGCUCUCCUAUUGCCAUAAAAGACGUGUCCUGCACCGGGACGUGAAGCCGCAGAACCUACUCAUUAGCGAAAUGGGUGAAUUAAAGCUGGCCGACUUCGGACUGGCCCGUGCCAAGAGUGUUCCCAGUCACACGUACUCGCACGAAGUGGUCACACUGUGGUACCGACCGCCAGACGUACUACUAGGCAGCACCGAGUACUCGACCUCCCUGGACAUGUGGGGAGUCGGAUGCAUAUUCGUCGAGAUGAUCACCGGCAUGCCAACGUUCCCCGGUAUCCGGGAUACGUACGACCAGCUGGACAAAAUCUUCAAGAUUCUCGGUACACCGACGGAAGAUUCGUGGCCAGGCGUGACGCAUUUACCAGGUUAUAAACUACAUAUGCUAGGUUUCUUCAAGCCCCGCAAGCUAGGUUUAAGUUUUCCCCGCCUGUACGAUAUUAUCGAAGGUGAGACUAUGGCAAGUGCGUUACUUCAGCUGAACCCGGACAACCGGAUAAGUGCGGAGGAUGCGCUGCGACAUCCGUAUUUUGCUCCGUUGCCAAAAAAAUUAUACGAACUGCCGGAUGAGAUAUCCAUCUUCUCCGUGGAAGGUGUGUACCUGCAUCCGGAGCCAAAUCGCCACCAUCCACACCAUAAAUGAGAGUUAAGACAAAGUAAAACCCUAGAUGCAAUACGUUAUUAUUGUUAGUAGUGAAUGCGAGCGGAGAAAAAAGCAAAGAGGAAAGAAACUAAUAGAAAAAAGUCUGUAGACAUAAAUUGUUCUGCGUUCUGUGAUCAAGCGAAGAAGUUGAAUGAUUGGUGGAACAACGUGAUAUGGAUCCGGCGCAUUCAUUUCCCGUAUGGGGCGCUGUUGUUGCAAACAUCGUUCGUCGUCUUAGAGAAUGCGCCAUAAAUUCCAAUGGUCAAUACAUAUUAGCAAGCGAACUACUACACGACACCCACAUGUAAAGAUUAUUAAAGAAAAUUCAAACACUGAACUGAGGCAGAGGACCAGCGCAUCGCAUUACCGCUAAUAUCAUCGGGACACGUACAAAGCGAUGUCCAACAAAGCUCCAACAUAACUAGAAAAUCGAUUAAACCCCACUAAUUGAUGAACGAAUACAACUGAAGUGCCGAAUCUGAUCGGGUAGUGUCCAUCAUUGCGAUCGAUCGCUGUGUAGUUAGCUAGUGGCUUUCGCCAUCUAGUGCAAAUCGAACUCUUCACACGUAUGAAUCAUUCUUUAUUUUAUUUUUAGUACUGCAUAGUUUCAUUAACUCGAUUAACGAACAAUGUAUUAUUCGGUUGGAUUUUAUUACUUUUUUCGACAUCCAACUUUUCCAAAUUAUGUAAUUGAGAUAUUUUCCAAAAGUUUUUUUUUAAUUAGUUUCUUUGAAAGUUGAUUUUAACCUAUCUUCUAGAAAAAAACGUAUUAAACAAAGUUAAAUAUGAAUUAUAAAAAAACGCUGAAGCAGGUAUCAUUCAGUUCCUGUUGAGAUCUCACACGGAACUGGAAGCAAUUGUAAAGCUAGGAAAGCAAAGUUAUAACAAUCGUGAUUUCAAUUAAGUCUAUAUAUUAUAUUCAGUUAAGUCGAUAACAUAUUUUCGUUUCCAGCUCAUAUUACUAGAGUCAAAAUUUCCUGUUCAAUCUCUCGGAUAGCUGUUGAACAGCUGCUAGGAAAAAAGCGAAAGUUUAGACAAAAAUCAUAACCCGUUAUGAUUUUAAAUUACUGUAAACUAUUCAAACCCUAGGAAAACCUAUUCAAAGAUAGUAAAAGAUGCAUGACUGAGAGGAAUGAAAGUGCUAGGCAGAUAACACAGAAUAAUGAGGUUUUUUUUUACUAAAAAGUGAUUGCAGCGUAUUGAUUUUAGGCAAACAAUAUAUAGAGGAGCUAUUAAACUGAAUAAACAAAUAAUUUCAUUUAUAA
Messenger RNA from Topomyia yanbarensis, 4179 nucleotides. It is a transcript of the gene Eip63E, whose product is annotated as cyclin-dependent kinase 14. The record is from RefSeq and is a predicted model, not a curated record. The transcript is spliced from 10 exons. Gene Ontology annotation, molecular function: ATP binding; heme binding; cyclin binding. Bases 1421 to 2914 code for a protein of 497 amino acids. NCBI's taxonomy places the organism in Eukaryota, Metazoa, Arthropoda, Insecta, Diptera, Culicidae. Gene Ontology annotation, cellular component: nucleus; cytoplasm; cytosol. Gene Ontology annotation, biological process: protein phosphorylation.